CAUAAAUUAUAAGUGUAGAAGAUCUGGAAAUGACUUCCUUGGGAUGUGUUUUCGUCGCUGGCUUGUUCCACGUGAUGCACUAUAUGGCGCUAUCUUCAAAAGGUUCGAAUCUUUCUGAGCUAAAGUUACCUACUGUGAUAGUGUCUCUGGCUGCGAUGGAUAUAAUAUGGGACAAUUGCUUCAUUCCAAGGCAACUCAAUAUCAUGCCGGUAGUCCUUAAGCGGAUUUAUGAGCUUGCCGUGACAUUCAUUCUGUUGGAGAUUGCCGUCCAUGUCGUUUGGAAGGAGAUCGAGCACAUAUGUAUUCCGCUGACCCGGAUACUACUGAUCGGGACGGGGCUUAUGUCGGAGUUCAACUAUGUGAAGUACGAAAGUUAUUGCGUGGGCAGUGUAACCAUUCCCUUGUCCUUAUUGAUCCUUGCCUUUGCCGGUCAUGCAACCGACCACUUCCACAUACUGCACGAUUGCAUCUUUGCCAACCAAACGAAGAUCACACUGCGGGUGGAUGAGUCCCUGAAGUACUUGACCAAAAAUCCAAGGCUCACCAAAAAGAAGUUACCAAAUAUCGUGAACAUCCUUCAAAAACACAAAGAUUUGGCGCGUAAACAGCGACGUGGAAGAACCUUCUUAAGCCAAUUCAACCGCAUCGUCGAGCCCUCGGACCAAUAAAUUACAAAAUCUGGUGUCUCGUAUUUAAUUAGAUUCGUUUUUUUCUUUUAUUUUAUACAAGAAAAUUUAUAAAAUUAAUUGUCAUACAUAAUAAUUAAAUUGUUUUUAUUAAAUUACAAAAUAACGACUAUAUUUGAUUUGCUUUUUACAGCACUCGCGAAUUUGUUCAACAAGCUUGGACAAUCUAUGUAUAUGGUUGGAAAAAUCUAUGUUUAUAUAUAAGUAUAUAUGUAUUGCAAUUUGGUACCGUGUCGAGCAUGGUAUUUUCGUGUUUCUUGUUUAGGUAAAUAAUACUUAAGAUUAAAACAAUAUUUCAUAAGUUCGACUUAAUUUCAUGUAGUUUGCAUACCUAAAGAGCACAUAUGGGAAUUACUAAUUUAAGCUUUCUCUUCUCGACUCGCAUUUUCAAGCAGCUCUUGGAGCCUUGCAUUAAGUCACGUGAUAUCCGAGAUUGGGACUGUAGAUGGAUCGAAAGCGGUGUCGCAGCUAUUACGUUGAUUCAAUG
This is a messenger RNA of Drosophila eugracilis, 1173 nucleotides long. RefSeq lists its product as uncharacterized. The transcript has a single exon. Bases 30 to 668 code for a protein of 212 amino acids. Lineage: Eukaryota; Metazoa; Arthropoda; Insecta; Diptera; Drosophilidae. The record is from RefSeq and is a predicted model, not a curated record.